GGAUGAGUGUAUUUUAAUUUUACGUGUCUUUGAAUUGCGUAAAAUAUUUAGAUAAUAUCUAGACUAAGAGAAUAAGUUAGAAAGUAAAUAGUGUAAAGAAGCCAUUUGUGCCAGUUUAUUGGCAUCAUGCCUUCAAUAGACAUGAUGGGUCCUCCGGGGCAGCCGCUAGACGCGGCGCCGGAGGAGCCCCAGGCGCCCCCGCCGCCGGUCAUCGGGAUCAUUUACCCACCACCAGAAGUCAGGAAUAUUGUGGAUAAGACGGCCAGCUUCGUAGCUCGCAACGGGCCGGAGUUUGAGGCGCGUAUCCGGCAGAACGAGCUCGGCAACCCCAAAUUCAACUUCCUCAACUCUGGGGACCCCUACCAUGCCUAUUAUCAGCACAAGGUCAAGGAGAUCAGAGAAGGGAAAGACACUGGGCCACCGCCGUCGGCCGGCGGGCCGCCCGGCAUCCGCGGCGCGCUGGCGCCGGCGCAGGCGGCGCGCCAGCAGGAGCUGCUCAAGGCCGCAGCCCCCGCCGAGCCCCCGCCGCCGCGCGACCCGCCCCCGGACUUCGAGUUCCUCGCCGACGCGCCCUCCAUCUCCGCCCUGGAGUUGGACAUCGUCAAGCUCACGGCGCAGUUCGUGGCGAGGAACGGAAGGCAGUUCCUGACGGACUUGAUGAAGAAAGAGGAGAGGAAUCAUCAGUUUGACUUCCUUCGCCCGCAGCAUUCUUUGUUCCAGUACUUUACCAGGUUACUGGAACAAUACACCAAAGUGUUACUCCCACCAAAGGAGCUAACAGCAAAGCUUGGCCAGGAGAUCCGGACCGGGGCCCUCGACGCGGCCCGCGGGCGCGCCGCCUGGCUCGCGCACCAGGCGCGCCGCCGCGCCCAGGACGAGGCCCGAGUGGAGCGCGAGCGGCUCGCAUACGCCUGUGUCGACUGGCACGACUUCGUAGUUGUCGAAACUGUCGACUACCCAGCGGGGGAGCCUGGAGACUUUCCACCGCCGACCACACCACUUGAAGUUGGAGCGAGAGUGCUGGCUCAAGAACGAGGCGUUACGGCUCCUAUUGACGAUGACACAGAAAUGCAGCUCGAAUCCGAAUCAGAAUCGGAGAGCGAUGAGGAACUGUCCACUAUGGAAGAUCGCACGCAGCAGCAGCGACCUGAUGAUACGCGCGUCCAAGACAUGGAGGAAGACAGUUCUUCGAGUGAAGACGAGCGCGCGCCAGCUCCUCCACCACCGCGUCGUCCAGUCCGCGAAGAAGCACCGCUACCACCUCGUCCGGACCGCGUCGUUGUCAAGCAAUACGAUCCGAAGCAGCCGCGACCGGCCCCCGCCCCGCCGGGCGACGAGUGGCUAGUCUCCCCUAUCACCGGAGAGAAGAUCCCAGCGAGCAAAGUUGCCGACCACGUCCGUAUCGGUCUAUUGGAUCCUCGCUGGUUGGAGCAGAGAGAUCGCGCGGCGGCUGAACGCUCCGACCGCGACGAGGCGCUCGCCCCGGGCGCCGCGAUCGAAGCCAGCCUCAAGCAGCUCGCCGAGCGCCGUACCGAUAUCUUCGGUGUCGGUGACGAGGAAACGGCUAUCGGUAAAAAGAUCGGCGAAGAGGAGAAGCGUCGCGAUGAUAGAGUCACUUGGGACGGGCAUACGUCUAGCGUCGAAGCGGCUACGCGCGCCGCUCGCGCUCAUAUCACACUUGAAGACCAGAUUCAGCAAAUCCACAAAGUUAAAGGGCUAUUACCAGAUGAGGAGAAGGAGAAGAUAGGUCCGAAGCCCGUGACGGCGCCGCCGCCGCCGCGCAUGGCGCCGCCCCGGCCGGCGCCGCCGCCCGCGCCGCCGCGGCCGGUGGCGCCGGCGCCGGUGCUGCUGCAGCCGCUGCCGUCGCUGAUGGUGCUGCCGCCGAUGGCGCCGCGGCCGCCGCUGAUCGCGACGCCGGUGCCGGGGUAUUACGCCCCGCCCGUGGAGGAGGAGGAGCCGGCCGCGAAGCGCCCGAGGACGGAGGACACGCUCGAGCCGGAGUCUACGUGGUUAGCUCGCCACGGAGGCGGUAACGUAGGCGUGAGCGUGGUUCUUCCCGCGCUCCCAGAGCGCACGGAGUGGCGCCUGGACGGGCGCGCGCUGCCGCUGUCCAUCUCGCUGAGCGCCUCCGUCGCCGACCUCAAGACCAUGCUGCAGCGCUCCACCAACAUGCCCAUUGCUAAACAGAAGCUGCAGUACGAGGUUAGUCGCUAAUAUAAGCAAGUUCGUAGCACAUCACUCUAUGCCGUAGCACAUAAAACCUUCGUAGCACACUACAAGCUCCGCUACGGGUCUUUACCAGUGAGUGUAGCACUCCCAGCGCUACCAGAGCGCACGGAGUGGCGCCUGGACGGGCGCGCGCUGCCGCUGUCCAUCUCGCUGAGCGCCUCCGUCGCCGACCUCAAGACCAUGCUGCAGCGCUCCACCAACAUGCCCAUUGCUAAACAGAAGCUGCAGUACGAGGUUAGUCGCUAAUAUAAGCAAGUUCGUAGCACAUCACUCUAUGCCGUAGCACAUAAAACCUUCGUAGCACACUACAAGCUCCGCUACGGGUCUUUACCAGUGAGUGUAGCACUCCCAGCGCUACCAGAGCGCACGGAGUGGCGCCUGGACGGGCGCGCGCUGCCGCUGUCCAUCUCGCUGAGCGCCUCCGUCGCCGACCUCAAGACCAUGCUGCAGCGCUCCACCAACAUGCCCAUUGCUAAACAGAAGCUGCAGUACGAGGGUCUAUUCUUCAAAGACAGCAACACACUGGCAUACUACAACGUGCCGCCCGGCGCGGUCAUACAACUGCAAGUGAAGGAGAGAGGAGGACGCAAGAAGUAAAAGAGAGAGACACAACACACACAGUAGUGUUUAUUCUGGCAUUCAAGUGCAUAAGCUAUAGGUAUAGGACAUUACAAUAUUAUAUCAAAGAGUUAACUUUUUGGGAAGUGAUACCUAUAAAAUAAUUGAGUUGAAUGGGUAAAAUGACAGAAAAUUGUAUCUUGAAAUAAAAUGUGUUUAUGAUACUAGCAAACUAAAUAAACACAAUUACAUAAUUC
This is a messenger RNA of Cydia fagiglandana, 3044 nucleotides long. RefSeq names its product splicing factor 3A subunit 1 (gene Sf3a1). The coding region runs from base 127 to 2214 and encodes 695 amino acids. Gene Ontology annotation, cellular component: U2 snRNP; catalytic step 2 spliceosome; U2-type prespliceosome. The record is from RefSeq and is a predicted model, not a curated record. Gene Ontology annotation, biological process: mRNA cis splicing, via spliceosome; regulation of alternative mRNA splicing, via spliceosome. Lineage: Eukaryota; Metazoa; Arthropoda; Insecta; Lepidoptera; Tortricidae. The transcript is spliced from 6 exons. Gene Ontology annotation, molecular function: protein binding; RNA binding.